AUGGCACUCAACUUUCUACCCGGACAGCCUAAUUGUACUCAACAAACUGUAUGCCAAAGUUCCUGGCAGGAUCAUACGCUGCUAGCGUACUGCUCAGGCAACAAUCUCAUUAUUUUAUCAAACAAUUUCAGUCGCCUUCAGACCAUUUACUUCGACCAUGACUGCUGCGCUGUUGCCAUUGAUCCAUCCAAUGGCCAUAUAGCGGUUGCCAAUGGCUCAAAAGUUACAGUGUACAAACCGUUGCAUCAGGUAAUGAGAAACCCCAGAUGGGUUUAUUGUACUGAGGUAUUUCAUGACGAUUCCACAGUGAAUUGCGUUAGCUGGGGUCUAAAUAAAGAACUGGCGGUAGGGUCUGAUUAUCUCUCAUUUUGGAAAAUACGGGACGAAUUUGGCCAUUUCACACCAUCUCUUUUAUGGACCAAGAAACAAUUUCAUCCAGUGUACCGCUGUGCGGUAUCGGAGGAUUCACAAGUCAUUGCAAGUGUGCACAAGUAUAGUCCCACAGUACGACUUUGGAGGCGAAUAUCGCUGGGUGAUGAUAGAGAACUCUUCGAUUUAACCCUUAUUUCGCAUCCCGGGAAUGUCACUUCAUUCAGAUGGAAGCGCUCUAAGAACUUAUGCGAUCAAGAAAAGGAUUCGCAUGUCUUUUACACAUUGUGUGAAGACGGUAAGCUAAGGAUUUGGACUUAUUUCGAGAAUAAUGGGCGCAAGACGAUUCAAAAAUGGGGGAGCCUUGAGUUGAGCCCGCAAAAGGAUCAGAGGUUUUGCUUCAUAAUCGACAGCUGGCUUGUACAGCAAGCUUUGCAGGGUAGUAAAAUCCCAAAUCUUGAAUACUACUCAGAGAUUCAUCCAGACAUGGCGGUGAUAGCUAAUGGACACGGACAAUUGGAAUUCCACGCGCUGGAAAACCUGUCCCAUAACCCACCGAAACUGAUGAGCCAUCAAAUUGUCGCUACUACCGAAGUUCCUCCGGCAGUUUUCGUUCAUGAACCAAAAUAUCUUUAUUUUGCUGAACCUCAAUUGGCAUACGUAGACAAAAAGGGUCUGUCCAUUGUUGUUCAUGAUGUCAGAGGUGUUUUGCGACAUUCUCAGUUGCGUUUGGAAAAUAUUUUAGAGGGCCAUGAUUCAAGUUCCACGACUUUAUUACACAAAUUCACAGGACAUAACAAGUCAAUUCAAAAACUCGUCAGAAGUAGCAACGGAAAAGCUAUGAUGACGAUAUCUAGAUUCACGGAAAAUUGCAUUUGGGUGCCUCAAAAUUUAUCAAGCGGUGUAUCUCUGCGCAAAAAAAAUAUCAUAGUUUCCGAAGGGCCCUUGCUGGAUGCUGUGGUUCUCGAGAGCGGGAAUCUGGUGGUGACCUUAUCACAGAAUUUUAAGUUACAGGCUUGGGAGUGUCCUAAUGAUCGCGCAAGCAAAAAGUCUCAGCUAAAGGCCGAAUACAAACUUGAUCUUUCGAAAGGUGUGCCGAGGUUAAUGCUGAACAUGCCGGAGAAAGUACAUCACCACGACCGGCAUUUCGUUGGACUCAUUUAUUCAUCAGGUGAAGUUUUGAGCUUUAAAGUAACUUUUGGGGGAGGAAUUGUGCCUAUUCCUACUAAUUCGCUAGACCUUGGCCAGGAAAAGGGCAUCUAUUUGAUUUCUUCCAUUGAUCCUGUAAACUACGGGUUUUUUGCCGGAAGAUCCUUAGUUUCAAUAAUUUCCAAAAGUGGAAUCAUUCGAGCUUUCAAAUGCAUAAUCAAAGACGAUAGUGUGUUCUGGAAGCUGAGUUACUGUGUUGAUACAAACCUCAAUGAUAGUGUGCUAAUAAGCGGGUCAUCCAUCGAUAAAAUUUGCGUUGUUGAUAGGUCAGGAAAAAGGCUAACUAUUUGGGAUUUGAGGAGAGCGUUCUUGGAGUAUGAAAAGGCGUUUGAAAACCCAGUAAGAGAUAUCGACUGGACAAGCACCAAAUUUCGCGAAACCAUUUUUUCAGCUGGCUUUUCCGACCAUGUCUUAUUGUUUACUCAGCAAAGAUAUGACUACACUAGCAAAAUUCCUAGUUAUGCGCCUGUAGGAGAAAUUGGACUCAAGGAGCACACAACACAUGCUGUAGGCGACUCUAUCUGGCUGACUGACGGAACUUUUGUCGUUGCGUCCGGCAACCAACUUUUCAUCAAAGACAAGCACCUUGACAUGAGCGAUAGGCUCACGAACCAAUCAGUUGGGUCAAGAAGGAUCCUUUCAAAUGACAUUAUGCAUCUGAGCAAUGUAUUGAAUGGACCUUUACCAGUAUAUCAUCCUCAGCUGUUGAUCCAAGCUUUGUACACAAACAAAGUUAAGCUAGUCAAAGAGAUUUUGCUGCGCUUGUUUUUGGCUCUUAGAAAACUUGAAUUUAAUUCUGGAGAAAUGCUCACUUUAGAGGCUACGUUGGGGCUGCCGUAUGAAAAGUUUGUGUGUCCUAACGAGGAAGCCUACCAAGCGGAUGAAUAUUCAGAGCCUUAUAAGGCGUUCAGCAGUUUGGUCGCUUCUUCACUGAGGGACAAGCUGAUAAAGCAUGCAUUACCUUUUAUAACGCGCCAUCAACAGGUAACGUUGAUCACUGUUAUAGAGGCGAUCGAGGAGAUAGAUAAGAACAGCGAGGCCGUAGACGCACCUGGUAAUUUAUUCAUUUUAGGUGUUAAGCUGUUUGAGCUGCACAGAAAAACCCAGGCAUCAAUUAACGUUCGAGAUUCACUAUGGGCUUUAUAUUCUAACAGCAAAAGAGUACUGUUUUCUACCAUUUUGCCAACCAUUGACUCUUGGGAACGCGGGCGGCAAUACAAAAUUAGUUUUUGGGCAGAACGUGAAGAUCUCAUGGCGUCAUUCGAUAAGAUUGCUAAGCACGAGUUUACGCAGGGGACCGACAGAGAUCCAAGAAAAUCAGGUUUAUUUUAUUUGACUUUAAAGAAAAAGCAGAUACUCUUAAGUUUGUGGAGAGUCAGUGCUGGCCAUCCUGAGCAGCAAAAAAUGCUGAAGUUCUUGAAUAAUGACUUCAAGGAGGAAAGAUGGAGAAAAGCUGCCUUAACAAAUGCCUUUGUUCUUUUGAGUAAGCAUAGAUUUGUUGACGCAGCCUGCUUCUUUCUUUUGGCUGAUUCUCUGAAAGAUGCUGCCAAUGUCAUUUUAAAGCAGAUGCAGGAUUUGGCUCUCGCAGUGGGCGUUUGUCGCUUAUACGAGGGCGAGCGCGGCACUGUUCUUUGUGAUUUAUUGAAAUCUGCAGUCCUACCGCAGGCGAUUGUGGAUAAUGAUAGAUGGAUAACAAGUUUUAUCUAUCAUAUAUUAGGAAAGCCCAAUAUCGCUCUGAAGGCCCUUGUCAUGUCACCCAUAAACCUCGAAUCAAACAACGAGCUGGUCUCCCAAGAGGACAUUAUAAUAAAGUCAUUCCUAGUUGAAGAUCCGGCCUUAUUGAUGCUAUAUGCUCACUUGAAAGAAAAGAGUGACGAGUACUUCAGUGCUUACCUGGAGGUUGAUGAGGGUCUUGAAUAUCGUACAGUUCACAGGGUCUCUGCGUUAUACUCAAGGAUGGGAUGCGAUUAUCUUGCGCUCUCUUUAGUCAUGAAUUGGCAAUUCCCUGACAAAACACGACAUGGUCAAGAGAAACAAUUGCAGGAGAAAAAGUGGGGCGCUAGCGCCUCCCCUCAGCAUGAACACUGGCAGCAUAAAGCCAGGUCAAUAUUCGACAAAUUUGAUAAUAUACCACAUAGUGCUGAGUCAACCACUCAAAUUGGUUCUUUGAUGCCCGAAGCUAAAAAUCUGCUGGACCAAUUCGGGGAUAGUCCAAGAAACCCAACAACAAAUUCUAGCGGGUUAUUCAGCAUGGAGUGCGAUGGAUUCACCUCUGCAACUACUCCAGCUUCAAUAAAGAGUGAAGCGACGACCGAAGCCAUGAACAGCCCCCCAACACAGCCCACCAAACCUAGAAAUCUGCUGGAUGACUUUUUUUAA
This is a messenger RNA of Lachancea dasiensis, 3957 nucleotides long. The record is from the annotation of a GenBank genome assembly. Lineage: Eukaryota; Fungi; Ascomycota; Saccharomycetes; Saccharomycetales; Saccharomycetaceae.